AUUGAAUUUUACAGUCUUCGUAUGAACGUACGUGAGAAACUUGUAUACAUUUUUCAUUAGUAGAAAAGUGUAUUUAUGGAAAAAUAUCCAAGAUAUAGAAAACAGUAAAUAUAAAAAAAAAUUGUGCAAAAAUAUUAAUAAACGUCAAAUUCUAUAAAUGGAAAAGUUGUAUUUUGUGAAAACAAUGAAGUUUUAAGAAGAGAAGAAGAAAAAUAGAAAAAUAUACAUAGCAAAUUGAAAUGUGUAUUAGUUGAGUGUGAGUGUGUGAAUUAAAAAUAAGAAUAGAGCCACAGAGGUUAAUAACAAUUCUAAAAUAUAUGAAAAAAUAUGUAUGGAGUAAGGCAGUUAUAAAAAUUGGGGAAAAAAUACAUAUUUGGCAAAAGUUUUUUCUGAUAAUGGACGUUGUGGUGCAAGAAGGGUAAGACGGAAAGAAAGAGCUACAUACACGUUGAGAUAGCUACUGGGGAUUUGGAUAAGUGAUUGCUUGAGCGGAAUACGGUUUCGCAAACAAAUUUUACAAUAAACUUUUUUGAGUAAAAAAACUGAUUUCGGAUGUAAUGUAUUGACUGCGUGAAUCAUAGCUUAAGGGCUUUUGGUUAAUGUACAGCACCUUUGAAUACAAAAUUUGUGAAAAUAUUUAUAAUAUGUACAUAAGACCUCCAUGUUGCAAAAACACGAGCCCUACAUUCUCUAUAAAGCACAUAUAUAUAAAUAUAUAAAUGGUACGCUCUUCGCUCAGAUGCAUACAAACAAACUAUAUAAUCCGUCUUGUUAUUAAAACAAUAUAAAUCGACGAUUUAAAAGAAAUAAAAAAAUUGAAUUUUUUUUAUCACAAAUUUGAGUGAGAAAACUUUAUUAAACAAACCCCAACAACGAACGCGCUUUAAUUAUUAAGCACCCUCAGCUUCGAUAGGGAAAUACCUUUGCAAGAGAAAGCGAUAGAGCUGGUGUAGGAUCCACAACAUUUUACAAAAGAAAUACUAAAAAAAUUAGUGCCGAAAAGAAAAUUUUAAAACUUGUGCAUUGCUAAUUAGCUUUACAUUAACAAAUAAUUUAAAAGAAUCAUAUGUUUUGCCGGCCUGGUGAUAAAAAGGAGAACGUUCAGUAAGACAUAUAAUGCCCUUACCAUCUUCGGGCAUAAUUAUAGUGGAGAAACCGUCUUCAGUUUGUACAACUACCGGCAAUAAGACAGUAACGAAAACACUACAGGAAGCACAGCAGCACCGUCAGCAACCACAGCAACAGCAGCAGAAAGUUCAAUAUUAUGAAUAUUAUAAUGUCAAUGAAGUCACAAAAAGACAAAACCAGCAGCAGCAACACCAACUACAUCCAACCAUCCUGGUGGGUGAUUCAAUUUAUCAAUCAAGUCAGGCGCAGCAUCUACAAUUAGGCAGAAAAGUAAACACUUCACGCAGUACCAUUAAUUUACAGAUAAAGGCGAAACCUGUGCCCAUGCAGCAACUACAAACCAAAACUCAGCAAAUCAUACAGCAUACAUCCCAUUCGCAGCCGCAGCACCAACAACAGCAACAGCCAUCUUUUCAACAACAACAUGUGCAACAAGUUCAUUUGGUGCAACAGCAACAACAAUCCCAACAACAGUCCCAGGCUCAGUUGAUUCAAGUUAGUGAAGAAUUUUUGGACCAGGCGGCAGUAGCGGCAGCAGCAGGCGCUCAAAACUCCCCAGCGAAUAUGAUGAUAUCGACUACCGGUGAAGUUAUAAGUCCACAACAGAUUUUUAAAAUUGUUAGCACUGAUGCGGCUUCUGGCAAUGUAAUCAUUGACACCAAUAACCAAAAUCCCAGCAACACUUCCAAAGUGUUGCUAAGCAAUCUGACCGUGUUGUCGAAGCAGGGAACACAGUCCGGCCAUAUAAAUACACAGUCUAACCCUGGUCAAACUAUAAAUUUUGUUAACGCUAAAAAUUUAUUCACGGCCUCUGCCGUUAAUAACAAGCAGCAGAAAUUUACUGUGACCUCUACUGCAAAUAAUAAUACUUUUAAUAAGGCGAGUGGUAGCAAACAGUCAACUGCAACAAAUCUUAAUCCUGCCCAAUAUGCGCAACAACAGGUGGUCACAACGACAUCGCAAAAGCUUAACAUGGCGCCAACACGUAAUUUACAAAUGAUAACCCGUGUGCAAACAGUCGUUCCGGGUUCUGUUAAUAAUGGCGGACAGAUCAGCGGUGGUUCAACAUCUGCCAAUACUCAACCUGCCGUGUUACAACAAUCUCACAAAUUCAUUACAAAUGCCAUAGCGCCCAAGACGACACUUACUGCGACCAGCGGCAAUAUUAUGAAAAAGCCAUCCGGUACUCUUAAAAUGAAUAGCACCAAUUCGAUAGGUACUGCUAGUGGUAAGCUGAUAAGUAAUAUAAUCCAACAACCUUCUCAAACUGUUAAGACCUUUAUCGCCCAAGCACCAUCAUCGCUCAUACAUCAUCAGCAAAAUAUACAACCUAAUGUUGCUGCUAUCGGCGCGAUCAACAACAAAGGUAAAUCGAAAUUUGUAAAGCAAUACAAUAAUGCCAUACUCAACAGUGCCGGCACUGUUGCAAUAGCUACACUACCCCAUCAACAAACACAGCAAGCAAAUACACCUUCUCAACAUCAGCAACCACAACAUCAGCAGCAAGUUCAACAGACGUUCAAUUUGACCGCCAAAGUUCACAAUUCUACGGGUGGUGGAUUUACUAAUAAGUUUGCUAAAAUUAAUAAUAAGUAUUGCAGUCCUAGCGCGGGCGUGAUUUCCCAAUUGCCACCUGGUACCCAAGUCCAGCAAAAAAUUAUACAUCUUAAUCAACAGCAGCAGCAAUACGCAACUAGUAACGGUAAUAUAAAAUUUGUUAAUGCUCAAGGCACCAUUGUACAACAACAUCAAACGAAUGUAACACCCCAAAAACUUAACCAAAAGCAUCAGCAUCAGCAACAAUAUCAAAGUUUCUCUCAAGUGCAGCAACAACAAAAUUACGAAGCGGCUGAUGGUGGAGGUAUGUAUCAUACUCCUAACAGUAACGCAAACAAUCAAAACCAAAAUUAUGCAUCAACAAAUCCUCCAUCAUCACCGAGUGCCACCAGCGUCAGUAGCAACAACAACAACAAUAGCAAUAUCAAUGCUUCAUCUCUUUUGACCGAUGAUGUUAUGAUGGUUAAUGGCACACAAAUGACCGAUGAAUUGUCGGCGCGCAUUCUGCAAAGUAUGUCUCAAAAAUCCUUCAGUAAUCAACGAUAUCAUCAUCAGCAGCAGCAGCAGCAACAACAACAGCAGCAACAACAACAACAACAACAACAAUUAAUGCAGAAGAGCAAUGUUAAUACAAAUAAUAGCGGAAUGUUGCCACCGGCACCGACGCAGUCGCCGCAAACGCAGCACAACAGCUCCAAUAAUAGCUCUAAUGCGAACAUUUUACUAUCGCCACGAGAAUAUGCAUUGUAUCCCGCAGCAACAGCUGUUUCACAAACUUUAACCGUUGCAAACAAUAACAAUCUACAGCAUCAAUUUUCUUCAGCUGGCAUUAUGUGUCAAACAACCGGAAAUGCAUCUGCAAAUUAUAACCCGCCCGCCACUUCAACUUUUGUUACAAUGACUACACACACGGUCUCCGCGCCAACAACAACGAAUGGUGCCUGCAGUCGUCAAGUUCAAAGUGCUCCUGGCUCUCGUUCCCAAUCCAUAGAACGUAAGGUUCAUGAGCCAUCGACCGCGCGCAAAACCUCGGAUUAUUACAAAGUCAACCACCAACAAUCUGGGAAUAAUGGUAGUUUGCGUAGUAGUCAUACCAAUUUAUCAGCGACGGGAAUUAGCAAUUCAGUAUCCAGUGCUUCAACGAUAGUAAUCACACCAACAUCGCUAACCACGCCCUCUAUACCGCCGGCUGUAGCGUUGAGCAUGUUGGAGCCUCAAGCCCAGGUGAUACACUUGCAAGCUACCAAGGCGACGAGUGUAAAUAAUACGUCAAACGAGGAGGAUGAUAUUAUGGGCGAAGAAAUGAGACCGGUACCAAUACAGACGAACGAUGUGCGACUUCAGAUUUUACAUGCAGUGCUCCAAGAUCAUACAUAUGCUAAUCCUAUGCCCAUACCACUCCCCUCAACAUUUUCGGUACAAAAUCCUGGUGGGCACAACACAUCCAACCAUGGUCUAAUAAAUUCUUCAGCCACCGGAACGAGUAUUGUGCAGCAAUGGUCGCUUGGUGGUAUAGCGGCCGUAGCUGCAACAGCUGCAGGCGCGACAGUAGGCCAACAACCAUCAUAUUCUCUUUAUGGCCAGCAAAUACCUCGUCUGCAGCAAGACGAUGACGCUCACUCAGCUAUCAGCAACGGAUCACGAGUUGCUUUAGGUGAUAUUGAUCCGGGUGAAGAAACAGAAACUGCGCCCGAAGCUGAAGCUGAAGAUGAUUCGGUCACGCGUUGCAUUUGCGAUCUCACUCAUGAUGAUGGUUAUAUGAUUUGUUGUGACAAAUGCUGCGCUUGGCAGCAUGUCGACUGCAUGGGGAUCGAUCGUCAAAAUAUACCGGACGAAUACUUGUGUGAAUUGUGUCAGCCAAGAGUGGUUGAUAAAAUUCGAGCUCGUUCUUUACAAUUAAUGAAACGUAAAGAACAAACUCAUAUGAUGUUAACCGCUCAUGCGCAAGCUGUAGCUAGUGGCAACGCUUCUGGUAUAACUAGUACUGGCGUUGGUAAUAGUGGUGGCUUAUCUGGCCUUUUGUCUAACGAUGUGGUAGUCGCUCAACAACGAUUAGCUGCAAGUGGUUCUUAUCAUUUUGCUGGCGUUGACGGCCAUGGGCCUGAUUCGGGAGUCUUACAAAUGUCAACGGGCCCAUUAGCAAGUGCUCAUCAUGUAAAUCUGAAAAAAGGAAACAAGAUGCUGAAAAAAGUCAAAGAUACGGUAGGUAGUGGUAAGAAAUCUAAAAAGGCAGAAAAGUUGGCGGCCAUGGCCGCCGGUGGAUUAACUGCAAAACCGCCGCGGAAGGAAAGUAAGAAAAACGCUAAACGCAAAUCAAAGAAUGGUCUUGACGGAAAUGCAACUGGAAUGACAGCAGCUGAAAAGUAUGCUGCCAAUCUGCGCCAAUGGAUCGAAAAUUAUGAGUUGGCUGUAACGAAUCAUUACUCUCCUGAGUUGAGAGCUCGUCUACAUGCCAUUACCAAGCAACCUACUUUGCUGCAAAGUAUACUCAAUACUGAGAAUGUUGCGCUUAAAGAGUGCAGCGGCAAUAAUUUGGAAAAUCGCGCCACUACAGUGCCACAUGCUGGUGGAAAGAUACUAAUCAGCAAUUUGGAUAUUACGCCUAACUCACCGAUAUGCGAGUUACGAGGUAAAUAUAUGUUAACUACGCAAUAUAAGACGCAAAAUUCGUCAGUAAACAUGAACACGCCACCGCCAAGCAAUCAUCAUUUGGCAAGUUUUAAAGCUCAUAGGACUCCUGGGCCAUUUAUAUUCUUUUACCAGCUGCCAGGAGCAGAAGUGCCGCAACCACCAACCCAAACCACUACAACCACCACGCAAAACCUUGAUGGCACGUAUACGACGACAGCCAUAACAAUACCACCAACACAACCAAGUCUACCAACAUACUAUAAAGGUCCCGAAAUAUGUGUAGAUACACGAACUUAUGGUAAUGAAGCACGUUUCGUUCGUCGUUCUUGCCGCCCUAAUGCCGAAAUACAACAUCUGUUUGAAAAGGGUACUAUACACCUCUUCAUUGUGGCGUUAACCGACAUACGUGCCAGUACGGAAAUAACCGUGCGUCAUGAGCCCCACGAUCUAUAUGCCGUCGAAAAUAAAAAGUCGAAUACAGUGGUCAUACAACCCACUAGCACAUCGUGUGCUUGCGGCUUAAGCAAAGAUUGUAUAUUUGGGCCGCCGUUACCUUUGCUGCCACCGGCGGCAAAAUCCAACGCAAGCCGCAAAGCUAUAACACUCAACGGUGGUGCCUCGAACUCAAACCUCAACCAAACAACGUCUAAACAACGCAAAGCAGCUCAACAAAGUAUUAAUCGCAACCGCUCGACGUCUUCUAGUGGCGAGAGUAAUAUAGGAGGGAGUACUACUGUAAAAAUUGGUCUAAGCAGCCUUUGCGUUGGUAGCAAAAUGAAUGUAAGGGGAAAUAGUAUUGUGCCGUCUCUACCUGUGGGAUCGUCUAUAAGUCAAAGUAAUACUUCUUCUUCAAUGUCAAGUAUUACGCAUGACUCAGGUAUCUGUACCUCGUCGUCAUCUCCUUCAGUUUCCAUACCUUCGCCAACCUCACAUAUGCAUUCGCCUACUCAACCACCAAACCAUCAACAGCAAACAAGGCCUUUGCUGAUGCCUCAACAGCAACAGCAAUUAUUAGCUUCACUUCCCACUCCGAUGCUCUUGUCACCCGAUGUACAAAAUCGGCAUCAAUUAUCACAGCAAUCCCAGCCGCUGGCUCCGGCGGAGACUAGAACAACUUCACGUGUAACGCUCCAUGCUGUACAAACAACAUCAGAAUCAGACUCACAACAGAAUCAAGCGGCUUGUACAUCCUCGCUUCAGCAAUCUGAUAUAUCGCCUCAAUCUUAUCAGCCCGGAGCACAAUCAAGUGCUACUGAGGUGGCUCCGCAAGAGGUUGUGGCGGCAGCUGUCUUACAAACCCUCAAUAGCGCAAUGCAGCCGGUAUCAGCACUAGCAGCAGAUAAUGAUCAACCGCAGCAAUAUGUUAUUAUGCAUACAGAUUCUCAAACCACUCACAAUCCAUCCUGCAGUGAACAGCUGCCCACUGUUAGUGGAUCAUCAAAUGUUUCAACAUCUUCCCAUCAAAAGUCAGCUCAAAAAGCAACUCAACAAACUAAUGGAACAGUUUUAACCAGUGGGCGUAAGGCACCUGCCAAAAAUAGUCGAACCGUUAGUGGUUCAGAGGAUGUAACAACAGACCAACAAAGUGAAAGUGAUAAUGCCGUAACGUUGGCAUCGGUUCCAAACUCAUCAUCAACACCUAAAGAUAAGCCAAAACUAUCAAGAGAAGAUCGAAAGAUGGAGGCCAUAUUACGAGCCAUUGAAAAAAUGGAACGUAAUCAACAAAGAAAACAGGAACAGAAGCAAUCUAAGAAACACAAUUCUUCGGGUAGCAAUAAUACGACGCCUACUUCACCUAAUAAAACUUUCGUAGGUGGAGAAAUGGGAGAUGGUCAUGUUACUAAACGCAGCUCUAAUCAAGGUGGCGCCUCCACGCGUAAAAAGAAACGCAAAACUGCUCAAAAGAGCUCGCUAGGAAAUCAUGGUUCACAAAGAAAGCCGCGUCCAAACCAAAUGAAUAUCCAAGAAUCAUCUGGCGAGAUUAUUGAACGAGAAGUUGCCACUUCAGAAUCUGAAGGACAUUCACUUCAUUCCCCUCCUGUAAAGGCAAUAGCAGGGCAAGAGAGAACGACACAAUCUGUGAGUGCACUUCCUAAUACGCUAGCAACUGGUACAACGGGCACUGAGCAAAUGGCCAAUAAUGUCGAUCAAGCAGCUGGUUUGCUAAUGGCCUUUGCAAAUCCUAGCGGUUGUGAUAAUAAUGCGGCUGUUUCUUCUCAAAUUGUAGAGGAACAUUCUCAGGCACACCAAUCCCCCCAAGAGGAUUAUAUUAUAACUGCGCAAGAUAUUCCUCCGUCUCCACCUACACCCCCAACUGCAGUAAGUAGUGCUUGUUUGCUGAUUGAAGCUGCUGUAGGUCCUUUAGAAAAUCUUGAUCAAAAUACGGAAGUGGCACACUCGGAGUUUAAAUUUCCACUGCAAGCUAAGACGAAAAAGCAUAUGAUGAACAAUUGGCUUCACCAAGCAGAAGAAAAAAAUGUAAAUCAAGAAGCAGAAGAAGAGAAUGCAUCGAUGUCAGAAGAAGAUCAUCAGCGGGUAGCGAAUCUUACGGGAGGUUUGGAUUCGUUAGUUCAAGCGGCUAUGAAUGAUUUCAAAUGCAGCCAAACUUUGACCGAGAGCGAAGAGCCACAAAAUCUUAGUAUCGUCGCCCAAAGAGUAGAAGAAUUUAUACAGCAAACUGAAGCUCCGAGACCGUCAUCUUCACCACUAAUCAGGCAUUCCUAUGAAUACGAACAACAAGACAAUAAUUUGCCAUUACACGAACAUAAAGCUCUGAAUGUUUAUAAUAUUACUACACCAGCGGUUGAUCUUUCCGUAAAAAGCCAUGUGAAUACUUCUUGCCAACCUUUGAUUAAAAUGACAUCAACAUCUGAUCAACCUUCGGUAAGCGGCCAAGUACAGCUGCCACUACCAUUACAGGUAAGCACAUGCAGCAAUAAUUCAUCAGUUAAAAAACGAUGGUUACGUCAAGCCAUUAGUGAAGAAAGUCAUGAAGAAAUUCAUAAUUGUAGUGUGAUGGCACCUUCUCCAACUGCGACAAUGUCGGCGGUGUCAUCCGCAGUAGCAUCUUCUUCAGCUUCGUCCGCUAAUAGUAUUGUCAACGGUUUUACAACACCGCUGAAAAAAAGACGACUCUUAUUGAAUAGUAAGGAUGACAUAGAGGAGAAUACAUCAUCGCUAAGAGGUGUAACAUCCGAUAUUUCGCUAUCUUUAUCUGAAGAUGAAAGAGCUGCGAAUGGUGUAGUUAUAUUAAGGGCAAGGGUUGGCAAUAUGGACAAUAAUAAUUCGGCUUCGGAACCACUUGAAGACAUCGAAGUUGAUGUCGAGCAAUGUGACAUUGAAAAAGUUCACCUGAAAUUAGAACAUCCCAGUGAAGCUGAAGUGGAUACCGAUGUUGAUGUCAUUACAGCGUUGGACAGUGAAAAUAAGCCGAAAGUUAUAAUCGAAUGUGACGGUAAAGAUAAAAAUUUAGAGAGUAAAGAGGAGACAGAAAGUGGUCCUAGAAUAGAAAUACCAGUUGCUGGGGAACUUGGAGAUCAAGAAGAUGAUGUGGAUAUAUUACGGUCUCCCAGUCCAGGUCAAGAAAUGAUUAAGCCUGAAGAUAAUUUGGUAAAAAUAGAGCCAGAAGAUGCAAACGGAAAUGAGGAUGUCAAAAUUGAUGUUGAACGCGAAGAAAGUAUCGCAGCUGAUGAGGAACUAAUUACUGAAAUUUCUGAAAAACACGAAUUAGAGGAAAUUUCUAGGAAACCACAAGCAGAUAUCAAGCUAGAGGUGAUGGCUCAGACCAAAGUCGAACUGGAGGGGAAAAAAAAGAUUGAUAGCCCACAAAGUCCAUGCAAAACUGACUGUAAAGACAACGAAUAUAUAGAGCAAACACCAAUGCUCAAGGAAGAGCAAAAUUUACAAGAAAAAACGCCAGCUAUUAUAAGCGGACACGCAAAAAAAUCCAAAUUGGAAAUGGGUAUGAAAUCUACAAGUUGUGUGAAAACUGAAGUAUUCUUUGAAGAAGAGGAACCGAAAUCUAAGAAACUAAAACUAGAAAUUGAUAUAAAAAUUAAGAAACAUCCCGGGGAUACAGAUUCCGUUAGAAAUAGGGGAACGAUGGAAGCAGAAAUUAAAUCUUCUUACAAAUGCGAUGAAAUUAUCUGCAGUAACAUGGUCGAUGUUAGAGAUAAUUUCAUUAGAGAUUAUGAUUUGGUUCAAAGAAGUAAAUCGCAAGCGCAUCUAGAACAAAUCGUAGAAGAUCAAAAGACAUUGCCAGCAGUUCAAAAUGUGAAUAUCGAAACUGGUGAAACUCAGGUGUUGUCUACGCCAUUAGUAGAAUCUGCUAUGUAUAUGACCGAAGACACAACUACUCCGCCACCUUUACUCCAAGAUCCGGUACAACGUCAUAAAUCUUUAAGUGACGAUGACAUACAAGCACGAUUACAUAAUUUUCACAAGGAAAAUAUAUUAAUUUUACAAUCUCGAAAUAAAAAAAGUAAAUCAUCCUCGUCUGCUGGUGCAACGCUGAAUUCCGCAAAUGAGCAGGGCAAGAAUAAAACUAAUAGUCAUUACGAUGGACGUGAUAUUUGUUCAGAGAAAAUAAUUACCAGCAAACAUAAACCAAUAGGAUCUUCUUUCAACUCUAAUUCAUGCUCCCCAAGCGAAUCUAAGAAAACGAAGACACAUAAGCGGGAGAGAAACUCGAGCAGCAGCAGCAGUACCAGUUAUAAAAAUUCCUUCACAAACAAUACUUGCACGCAAAUUUCACCAUCCUCUUCAAUUUUGUCAACACAUCUGAACCAAUCUAAAAAUAGUACAAUGCAUUUAAUGAAUGCUUCGAUUUCUUCAAAAAAACAUUCGAAGUCUUUAAAAAAAUCUUCCUCUGGAUCUUCAACUUCGUCUUCUUCUUCAUUCUCGUCAGUGAAUUGCAACACAACGGUUAAUAUAGCACUGGAGAAAGAUAAAGAAAAGCGCUAUUCUCAUCAAAGGACGGCCUCAGGUACCACUGGUCCGACCAACACGAAUGCUGGGCCCUACUCGAGUUCUAAGAAGCGCCAAGUUAAUUUUGAGUUAGAGCUAACUAAGGAUUUACAUUUGAUAACUAAUACAUGUGUUAGCAAACACAAACGUGAUUCUAAAGGGUUCAGUGAUGAAUGUGUUAGUCAAAUAUCUGCAAAAAAGCAUCGUCGAGAUUAUGCUUACAGCAAAGAUGAAUUACGUGUUAGUUCGAACCUCUCCAACCAUAGCAGCGGUAAUAAUAAUAAUAAUAAUAAUAAUAAUAAUAAUAACAAACACAAAAGCCUUACUCAAAUUGAAAAAUUAGCCCACAAUAGCAAUGUAACUAUGGAACGAAAAACAUAUACUGCUUCUCCUAGCGGUCAUAACAAAAGUUUUACUUCUUCAACGAAUUCUAGUGUUACGUCUGCCGUAAGCGUUAGCAGUGGUGCACUUUCAGUGGAUGAACCCAAGGUUGUUUCGUCAUCAUCGCUGGCUGUUGUCACUUCUAUAAUCAGGGAGCAUCCUACCUUGCCUCAUUUUAAUAACGCAAUGAUAGCUUCGUCGAAUGCCGGAUCCUCUUUACCGUCUCCAUCCAGAGUGUGCGUCAAUGCAAUCCCACUUCCAACGCCCUCUAAUCCGCAACAAUCACCUGUCAACAUUCCAGAUCAUUUAAACGUCAAUACUUUUAUGACAGCAGUUUCUUCUAUACCUUCAUCACCGCAGGCAUUGCCAUCCCUUCCAGCUAUAUCCUCCGGAUCACUUUCAAAUAACUUGCAAGUUGCGGUUUCAGUGCCUUCAACAGUUGCAACUAUAGCUGCAACCAAUCAUCUACCGUUCUAUAAUACAAUUUACGGCAAACUUUUGGAAAAUCCUUCUAUGCAAACAGGUUUGACUGCAUCUACUCUCGUGUCGAACUCUAUAUCUAGCAAUAGCGCCCUUAUGGCACAUGGUGGCGCUGUUGGUGGCCUUUCUGAAUAUUUAGAUACCAAAUUAAAAAGCUAUAAUACUUUAGGUGGAUAUGUUUCUCAUACCGCAUUGUUUGGAUUAAAUAAUGGUAACAAUAGCAAUAGUGGCAGCAGUACAGGCAGCAGCGCUAAGGAAUCUAAUUCCGGUCAAGCAUCUGCAUCAUCGUCAACCAUUAAUUCGGCGGCUUGUUCGGAAAUAUCUGCUCUUUCCUCGUUGAAUGCAAGCGCGACGCCUUUAAAAAUUCUUACUAAGACCGCCAGUCACGAUCCUCGUUUGAAUCCACAUCUUACAGCGCCCGAGCCACCACCAGCGCCUAAACGCAAGCUAUCCAUAAAUGAAUAUCGUAAACGUAUGCAACAAUCGACCAGCUCCACUAACAUUCUUUAUAAUGAUAGCAAUAGUAACGGUAUGACUCCUCCCAGUACAGCACUCGGAACUUUGAAUCAAUCUCAGAUUCAUCAUACUACUAGCUUUCUGGAGCGUUCCAUACAGAGUAAAUGUACCCUCAACUCACCGGAGCGAAUCGCACAAUCGGUGGAUUCCCAAAUCGAAAAGGAAAUAAUGUCUUCUACGGGAACUCAUGUGUUAGAUGCUCUAAACAGUAGUUCUUCAACUGCUAGCAAUAACAGCAGUCUAAGUGAUUCUCUCACUAAAAGCAUUUCUGUAAUUUUUAUAGAAGAGGAUACCACAAAGGGACAAUUUAAUGCUGCCCCCACGUUACUUGAAAAGCAACAGGAAAAUUUGUGCGCCCGUCUUAAGUCCCUCAAAGAGAGACAAUCUUUGAACUCUGCAACUGGGAGUAGAGUGCGUUUUUCUUCGCUAGGUGAGACCAGUAACGAUUACGGUUUAAAGCCAGAUGAAGACAAUUUAAAUCGUAAACGCAAUCACAGCAUAUCAAGUGCGGGAGAUUUGUUAGAUAACUGCCUAGAGGAAAUAUCAUCAACUUCGACGUCGUUAUCUUCGUCAAGGGAACCAAGCCCAGAGCGUAUCAUUUCAACAACGAGCAGCAAAAUAUUGACACCAACAUCGGCAGUCAUUAUCGGCGCGAGUAAUAACAGUUCCAUAGCUAACAUCGGACGCAACGUUAAGCAAGCCGAUGGCAGCUCGACAAAUUGAGCGAUAAAAUGCAUUGUAUGCGUGAAAACUGAAAGAAAUGCUUUUUGUUAUCCAAAAAAAAAAAAACUUAUGUAUACGCCGUCUUAUCUCAAGUUUAGGUAUUUACGGAAAGUGGAUGUAAAUGAUUUUAUUGUUUCUUCUAAUGCCAACAUGAAUGCAGCACUUAUUAUUAUUUAAGUGAGAUGAUACUAUGAAAACAAACGCAAAAAUAGUUAAACGAAUUAAAAUGCAAAAUUAUAAUUUAUAGGAUUUAAUAUAUAAUUUAUAAUCUCCUUUUCUUGUUAGUAGUAUUAACCUUAUUUUGCCUUCACUACACAUGUUAUGUACAUGGAAAACUACAUACAUCUCUUACCGUAUUUUAGGCUUUUUAUUUAUUUAUUUUUCAUCAGUAUACUCCCCCCCUCUCCUCUCUUCAUUAUUAUAUGUCCAUUUUUUUCGAUUACUUUUGUUUUCUCUGAAAUUUUCAUUUUCGUUAAUCAUAUUCUAUUUUAGCUUUUUUU
This is a messenger RNA of Glossina fuscipes, 12881 nucleotides long. RefSeq lists its product as uncharacterized. Lineage: Eukaryota; Metazoa; Arthropoda; Insecta; Diptera; Glossinidae. The record is from RefSeq and is a predicted model, not a curated record. The transcript has 8 exons. Gene Ontology annotation, molecular function: protein binding. Bases 1117 to 12381 code for a protein of 3754 amino acids.